This is a messenger RNA of Boleophthalmus pectinirostris (great blue-spotted mudskipper), 5135 nucleotides long. RefSeq names its product sorting nexin 24 (gene snx24). The transcript has 7 exons. The coding region runs from base 303 to 821 and encodes 172 amino acids. Gene Ontology annotation, molecular function: phosphatidylinositol phosphate binding. Lineage: Eukaryota; Metazoa; Chordata; Actinopteri; Gobiiformes; Gobiidae. The record is from RefSeq and is a predicted model, not a curated record.
CUUGAACUUGUAAUCUGUUGCUUUUUUCUCUGCUCCAGCAUGAAUUUUAGCAUUGUAAAAGUAAAGUUAUCUGUGUUUUAUGUGUGAGAGAUACGCUAAGCUAAAAAGCGUGCUGACCUCCGAUAGACCUCCCCGCCACUGGAGGCACCACGGCGCAGAACUGUUCACCACUCGCUUUAAAAUUCCCUGAUUUUGAUCUGAGCCACAGACCACAGACCGGACUGCGGAGUGCAUUCCUUUUUUACUAGUAAAACAUACAAUUUAAUAAUAAUAUCCUGUUAUUUUUUGCGUAAUUUACCAACAUGCACCCAGUUUCGGUGUUUAUCCCGUCGUUUCGAUCAGAGAACAACACUAUCGAAAAAGGAUACACGGUCUUUAAAAUAGAAGUUAUAAUAAAUGGAAGACAGCACACCAUUGAGAAACGCUACAGUGAAUUCCACACUUUGCACAAGUUGUUGAAGAAAACCAUUAAACCACCUGACAUCCCUUCUAAACAUGUCAGAAACUGGGUUCCCAAGGUCCUGGAGCAGAGGAGGCAAGGCUUGGAGCACUACUUACAGACCAUAAUUAUAGAAAAUGAGAUUCUUCCAAAGAUAUUCUUGGAUUUCCUGAACAUCCGCCAUUUUCCCUCUGUGCCAAAAAUGGAAAGCUAUGGGUCAUUUGAUACAGAAUCUGAGGGAUCGAGUAAACUCUCACACCAGCCAGUCAUGUUGUUUGUGAGAGACCCCUACCUUCUUCCUUCCACCCAUGAUAUAUAUUCUAACGUUGUGAUUGAAGGUGUGAUACAUGGCAUUUUCUACCCAGAUCUUCAGCCAAGGUAGAACAACCACAUGCCCUGAAAGACCACACUGUUACAGGAAGUGCACUCCCAUCUUUGAGUCCAAAAUAACCAGAUAGAAACUGACACAUGGAUGUAAGAAUUUUGUGUACUGGAAUUAUUUUUAUGAGGGUCCUUAAAAGCAGGCAUAUGUACAUAUGACUAUGCUUCUGAAAUGUAUACACUACCAGGCAAAAGUUUGGACAUACUUUCACACUUCUUCAUUUCUGUGAUUAUUUACGUUGAAGAUUCUCACUCAUCACACAUCAGAACUAUGAAGGACACAAAUGAAAUGUAGCAAACAAAAAAUAAACUCAAAAUAACUCAAUAUUUCUUGACCAUGACAUGGCACAGCUGUGAAGUGUGAAGUAGAGCCCGACCGAUAUAUCGGUUGGCCGAUAUUAUCGGCCGAUGUGCUUGCAGAUAGGGGCCGAUAUUUCACGUGGGCAUGUUACACCUCGUUAUAAAUCUUAGUCUCUCCACAUUAUGUUCAUUUAAUCCAAUUUACAGACAGAUAAAUGUCCUAAUAUGUGGCUCCACAUCCGUAUUUAUCUGCGGAGUCAUUGUGCGGUUGUCUGUGUGUCUGUGGUCGUACUGUCCCUGAACACACCCCCAGAGUCGCGUCACUUCACUCACGUGCUAUUGUUUACACCCGCAGACAUAGAUCCAUGUGCGCAACACUGAGAUUAUAUUCUUUUUACGGACAAUCGGUUUAAGUCUGGAUUAAAAGGACAUUUAUUAGUGCAGACUUGUGAUGUGAGGAGGAGACUGUGUGAGCGGUGGGUGUUGGAAAUGCAUCGACUUUGAAGCCAGGUUAGGUUAGCGAUUAGCUGCUGUAGCUCCCACACAUAAACAGACUGUUUUCUCUUCUAUUGGUCUAUUGUAAAGUGACUAUAUUGGCCGUAUAUUUGUUACUGGACCUGUAUUGAUAUGUAAAUGAGCUGUGAAUAGACGUGUGAAUGAUCCACAUUUAUGCAUAUAAUUAAUUACCGCGGCUCGCACGUUUUUACGGCUAAAGGCUAAUAGCGGUGGCUUACUUUAGUAGCUAGUAGUGAUGGGUCGGUCGCGAACGAAGCGGGUCUUAGAGCCGGCUCUUUGAAGCGAACGACAGGAGCCUGCUUCUUUUUGGGAGUCUUGUUUUCUCAUAUUCUCACUUUUUCUCUUCAAGCCGUGUGCAAACUCGUGGUUUGACAGCGGCAGCGGCUCAAAACGAAACUUUCAGAAAUCUGCUGCGCAUAGGAUAGAAAAAACGUGCAUAUUUGGCUGUAGUUCAGCAUAAAAUGAAUAAACCAGGACUAAUCUUGGGCUCGAGAGAGGGAGAGAGAUAGAGACCAAGUCCCGACACUCAGUCCUGGUUCAGUUCUGGUUUAGUCCUGUUUUACACAUGUUUUAGAUCUGUUUUAGUCCUGGUUUAGUCCUUUUUCAGUCCUGGUUUGGACCUGCUUUAGUCCUGCUACCCAUCACUAGCACUGUUGGGCAAGUUACUUUGAAACUGUAAUGCGUUAUUUAUUACCUAUUACUGUCAUUUCAAAGUAAUUCGUUACAUUACAAUAUUACUGCAUUUAAAAUGUAAGGCCAUUACAUUACUAUUGCAUUACUUUAAGUUACUCUGACCAAAAUAACUUUUGCGCUGUAUAAGGACUGAACCAGGACUAAACCAGGUCUAAACCAGGACUAAACCAGAGCUGAACCAGGACUAAACCAGAAGUGAACUAGGACUAAACCAGAACUGAACUAGGACUAAAACAGGACUCACUGUAGGGACGGGCUCGAAGGUGACCGCAGGAGAAAGGAGCGGCUCUGCUCCGCACCUCACGGAGGGAAGAGCGGCUGUCAUCCAAUCGCUCUUUAUGGACACCCUGCUGCUCGGGCUCGCGGCCCUGAUUUCAGCAACUAUUUGCAGGUACCCGAGCCGGUGCAAGACUCUGCUACAGUGAGUAACUUCUACCUUCCUUCAGCGUGUUCAGAAGCCCAACUUUUUGUGUGAUGGUUUGCAUCUUCCUCUGCCUUUUGGGUGCGAGCGCAGGAGCCUUUGUCAGUGCAGAACGUUUCGUCGACGUUGUGGGUUUCGUCGGGGAGAAAACUUGCAACCGUACAGCACUUCAGAAUCACACUGCUAGAGAUUGAACAUGUAUUUAAAUUUGGCAGCUGAACACAUUCUGUACUGUACUGUACAGGAGACAGGAGUCCCUUGGCCAGUCAGGACGCAGCGGGAGGAACGCAACACGUGUUCAUACAAUGUAAAAAAAAAAAAAAACAGGGCAUGCAAAAUUGCACAAAAAAAAUAAAUAAAUCUGCGAGACAGCGAAAAGUGAACUGCGAUAGAGGGAGGGACGAGUGUAAACCAGGUCUAAACCAGAACUGACCCAGGUCUAAACUAGGUCUAAACAGCAUGGAGUUCUUUGUCAGUCCUUUCACCCGCAGUUACCUGAAGGUCUACGAGGGCGCAUCUCCGGCGUUUCACCGCUGCUGAUAUCGAGGUGAUUUUAGCGAAUUUGUAUGAAGAAAAACCCACCACUUCAAUCCAGGUUAAAAAAACAUUGUAACGCGCGUUACUCACAUUUGUACCGAGUAAAAUAUUACUAUUUUUUCCCCUGUAAUGCCUUACAUUACUGCGUUACAGCAAAAAGUAAUGCAUUACUGUAAUUCGUUACUUUUAUAACGCGUUACUCCCAACACUGAUCACUAGUAGCUAGAAUGUUAUCUACUGUCUGUAAAUAUGACACAAAGAGGCAGAAGAACAAUAAAUGUUGCUUAAAUAAACCCAAUUUAAAAUCCACUAGAGCCAAACCUAAUUUUUUUAUACAAUUCAAGAUUUACAGUGAAUUUUUACAUCACUAAAUAUAUCGGCUAUCGGCAGCUCCAACUCCCAUUAUAUUGGUUUCAUAUUGGCCACAACAAAAAUCCAUAUCGGUUGGGCUCUAUUGUGAAGCCAGAGACGUUAACAGAAAGAUCACUGAGAAAAGGCCAAGGGUUUGCAGGCCUGUUGACAAAGCAAAGAGUGACUACUUUGAGCAUUUGAAUAUAAAAUAUUAAAAAAAAAAUUUAGUAGAGGUAUUUAACUUUUUUCUUUGCUACAUAAUACCAUGUACUUUGUGUCAUAUAUUUGAUGUCUUCCAUAUGUAUAUAAAAUGUACAAAGUAGUAAACGUAUUAAAAAAAAACAAUGAAUGAGAAGUUGUGUCCAAACUUUUGACUGGUAGUGUAUAUGUUAUGAUGAUUUAUGACUCGUCAAAGAGUUGACCCUUUUUGGAUAUAAUUUAGUAAAUGAACACUAUUAUCUGAGGCAAAUAAGACUUGUAGUUAUAUUUGUACGUGUCUCAUUCACAUGCACAAUGUACAAACAACUGCAUAUAAUGUAUUGCAAGCAAAGCAAUUUUUGAGGGAAAAAAUUUAUUUUGUCUAUGGAAAAAUGUUUCUGAACUGGAGGAGACAGACAUUUGUCCACUACAUAGACAGAGCAACUGGACCCUGCCCUGUAAACAGGAAUUGUGUACCUUUGAAACACCAGCACUGUGGAGCCGUGCAUUAUGGACAAAACCAGAAAUGGGGUUACAUAUUUUAAUAAUGUGACAUUAUAUCUACAAAAGUUAUUAACAUAUGUUACUCAGCUGUUACAAUUUCAGUGAUGCCAUUUUCUUUAGAUGAUCUUUAGUCAUUAAUGAAGACAACUUAUAGCUUUGUUAAGGAAGUGUGAUAGAUGAGUAAUAGUGUAGUGAACAAAUAUCUAGUGAUAUGAGCACUUAAAGUACAAUGUUUAACUUCUGCAAAUUUAAUUUAUUGUUGUGUUUUCAUAUAAAGUUGCAAAUGAAUUCACAAUAUGGUCAAAUUGAGUCUUGCUACAUUUCUUUGCUAGAAAGGUGUGUCAUCAUUGCAGACAUAUUUGACUUGUAGCUGUAAGUUUUCAUUUUGAAUGAAAAAGAUUAAAAUGGAAGAUAAUUAUAAGGCCAGUAACACUAUACGAGACACUAUGACCUUGGGAUGGGUGAAAAGGGAACAUCUGUGAAAGUCAUCUUGUCAACUAUGAAAGUUAAAAAAUGACCAUUUAUACUGUGCAAUAAAUAAGUGCUAAUUUUUAUCAUGUAAUAGUUUGUAAACAUGCUAAAGUAAUUGUAGCUAAUUGUUCAGAUCAUUAUGAUCUUAACUUUUGUUACUGAAUCUUGCAGAUCAGUUGAGUAAUAAUGAAACGUUUUGGGUAAAAAAAACAAAGCAAAAACAAAACACUAUUAUUCUCUUGUACUAGAGGCUGUAAAAGUGCCAUAAUUUCUACUCAUAUUAUGAGAAAAUGGGUGACAAAGAAUGUACUGUCAUUAAAUUAG